UUAUUCGCAAGCAGAUUGAUUCGGGUAACUUCCCCAUCGAUGCUUCUGCGAUUUACGCCGUCCUAACGAGUCCGGACGUGCGAUUGGGCGACAGUUCCCAAGGCUUCUGCGGGCCGCAGGGGUACUGCGGGUGGCACUCGACCGCGUCGAACGGGCGGAGCGAGCUGAAAGUGAUUCACGUGGGAAACGGGGGACAGCAAUGUCCUCAAUAUUGCGUGCCUUCCUACAACACACGCACAUCUCCGAACAGUCAUCCGGGUGUGGAUGGGCUGAUAAACACUCUAGCGCAUGAGAUGGCUGAGACGGCCACCAACCCGCUUAUAGACAAUGGCUGGUUCGAUAUAAGCACCUUGGAGGAGAUUGCGGACAAGUGCGCGCGGCUGUACGGACAGAAGGGCAAGGAUGUGGUUCUCUCUCAACAGGGAUACGCUUAUAAUGUGCAGGGAAAAGCAGGGUCACACUAUCUGUUACAGCAGCUCUGGAGCCGAGCUUCUCCCCAAAAGUGUGUCGUGCUGGGUCCAGCCUGA
This is a messenger RNA of Closterium sp. Yama58-4, 527 nucleotides long. NCBI's taxonomy places the organism in Eukaryota, Viridiplantae, Streptophyta, Zygnematophyceae, Desmidiales, Closteriaceae. The record is from the annotation of a GenBank genome assembly.